Messenger RNA from Arachis stenosperma, 1632 nucleotides. Its product is annotated as zinc finger BED domain-containing protein RICESLEEPER 2-like. The record is from RefSeq and is a predicted model, not a curated record. Lineage: Eukaryota; Viridiplantae; Streptophyta; Magnoliopsida; Fabales; Fabaceae. Bases 1 to 1632 code for a protein of 543 amino acids. The transcript is spliced from 4 exons. Gene Ontology annotation, molecular function: DNA binding.
AUGAAUUCUGAAAAUGUGAGUAACCUUGUUACUACUGGAGUUGGUUCUGAGGCUGCUCUGGUCGAGGUUGAUGAACCUAGUUCGAAAAGGCUAAGACCAGCAACCUCCGAUGUUUGGAAUUUUUUCGAAAAGCUCGGUCCAGAUAAGGAUGGAGUAGAACGUGCUGAGUGUAAAGGAUGCAAGAAAGUGUUUAAAGCUGGAGGUAAGCGAUAUGGAACUUCUACUAUAAAACGACAUCUUGAUAGUUGUACUCAAAUUAAGCAUGAAGAUAUUGGUCAGACUAUAGCAGAAUUGCAACUUAAAAUGGGUUCACUUAAAAUUGAUUCAGGAGUGGCUAGAGAUAUGUUUGCUGGGUAUGUAGUUGCUGGGAAUAAGCCUUUUAAUAUGGUUGAUGAUAGGAGAUUUAGAAAUUGGGUGAAAUAUAUUAGUCCAACUUUGAAACUUCCUUCUAGGAAUACGGUUAAGGCUGACAUAGUGAAAGUUCACAAGAGAGAAGCUGCGAAACUUAAAAAAAUUUUAGUUUCCAUUCCAAAUAGAAUUUGCUUAACAUCUGAUCUUUGGACUUCCAGUACCAAUGAGGGGUUUAUAUGUUUGACUGCACAUUUUGUUGAUGAGAAAUGGAAAUUACAGAUUGAUAAAAAGAUUUUUUCCAUUACUUUGGAUAAUGCUUCUUCUAAUGAUACUUGUGUUGAACACUUGAAAAGUACUUUGGAUGUGCAUGGUUCAUUGUUGUGUGGUGGUGAAUUCUUUCAUGUUCGUUGCUCUGCUCAUAUUUUAAACCUUAUUGUCCAAGAUGGAAUGAAAAUAUGUGGUGAUGCAGUGUAUAAGAUUAGAGAGUCUAUUAAGUUUAUGAGAAAAUCUGAAAGUCGAAUGGUUAAGUUUAAAGAAUGUUUUGAAGAUAUUGAGGGACUUGAGUAUACGACUGCAUUAUGUUUAGAUGUUCCUACUAGGUGGAAUUCACUUUAUGCAAUGCUUGCAAGUGCUAUUCCUUAUAAGAAAUCUUUUGAAAUGUAUAAAGUAAAAGAAGUUGGGUUUAGGGAGUAUUGUCCUUCAUCAGAUGAGUGGAGAAGAACUGAAAAGAUAUGUGAUUUAUUGUUACCAUUUUACGAAACUACCAAGUUGAUGUCCAAAACUUCUUACCCAACAUCCAACUUGUAUUUUUUACAAGUUUGGCAAAUCCAGCUUAUUUUAAUGAAUAGUUUGAAGAAUGAUGAAGUGCUUAUAAGGAACAUGGGAGAAAAAAUGAUGAUUAAGUUCAAGAAAUAUUGGGAAGAAUACAGUGUUGUUCUUGCAUUUUGGGCAGUUCUUGAUCCUAGAUUUAAACUCAACACUUUGGUUCAUUGCUAUAAUGAGAUUGAUCCUAUUAGUGCUAAAGACAAAGUGGAGCUUGUGAAGAAUAAGUUAUAUAAGCUUUUUGAGGUUUAUGACCAAAAUUCCUCUACAACUGUAGAGUGUUCUUCCCAACUUUCAAAUAAUGUUGAAGCGGUGAUUUGCACCAGAAAUUGGAUACGUGGAUAUGAUGAUUUUGAGGAAGAUAAAGAUCAGGAAGAUAUUGCAAAAGGAGAAGGCUAUUUUUCAGGAGUUGGUUCCAAUGAUGUUAUUGACUUAUAUGAAGAUGAAGAUGAAAAUUAA